Lodderomyces margitis is the source of this 2688-nucleotide messenger RNA. RefSeq names its product mismatch repair ATPase (gene MSH2). The record is from RefSeq and is a predicted model, not a curated record. Gene Ontology annotation, biological process: mismatch repair; mitotic recombination. Bases 1 to 2688 code for a protein of 895 amino acids. NCBI's taxonomy places the organism in Eukaryota, Fungi, Ascomycota, Pichiomycetes, Serinales, Debaryomycetaceae. Gene Ontology annotation, molecular function: mismatched DNA binding; ATP-dependent DNA damage sensor activity; ATP binding. Gene Ontology annotation, cellular component: nucleus; MutSalpha complex. The transcript has a single exon.
AUGUCAUCAAAUAUAGAUGUCAAGUUUGCUGGUACAGGCAACGAGAAGCAAUUCAUUAAACAACUACACGAAAAAGAUGCAUCCACCAUUAGAUUCAUUGAUAACAAUAACAAGGACUACUUUACAUGCUUAGAGACUGAUGCUGAGUUAAUAGCUGAUGAAAUAUACAAGACAAGGUCGGUUAUCAAAACGUCUGAUAAAACCAAAUAUGUUACUAUAUCUCCUCAAGUGUUUCAAAAUGUGUUAAAGUUUUGUUUAUUGGAGAAGCAGUUUAGAGUCGAGAUUUACCACAACAGAACUUAUCAGUUGCUAGUUAGUGGCACUGCUGGUAAUCUUGAAAGUAUCAGCAAAGAGUAUGGUAUAAACUUUGAAUUUCAGGACUGUUCCAACUCAUCUAUUGCCGCAAUCAAAUUACAAGGCAAUACUGUUGGUGUGUGUAUUAUUGAGGAUGGCCAGAUACAUCUAUGCGAGUUUGAAGACAAUGAAUUGUAUUCAAAUUUAGAAGGAUUAUUGUUGCAAUUUGGUAUAAAGGAGGUUGUGUUGCCCAAUUUGUCGGAGAAGAAGCUCUUGCAAGUGAUCAAUAAAAUUGGUAACAUUGUGGUUAGUACAAUAUCGGCUUUCAAUACCAAAAAUAUUGAACAGGAUUUGGUAAAGUUAUUAGAAGAAGAUAAUAUCCAAAAGGUGUUUUCUUCAAAAGGUAUGAAAUUGACUGAAUAUUCACUUUCUUUGUCUUGCUGUAAUGCACUUGUUGCUUAUUUGGAGUUGCUUGAAAAUGAUUCGAAAAAUUUCACCAUUGAUAAAUAUGAUUUAUCAGAAUAUAUGAAGUUGGACUCGUCUACAAUUAAGGCAUUGAAUGUAUUUCCUGAAUUCAAGUCAACAUCGAUUAAUUCCAUAUUUGAACUUCUCAACAAGUGCAAAACCUCGGGUGGUUCAAGGUUGUUGUCUCAAUGGUUGAAACAACCAUUAACAAAUGUUGAUGCAAUUGAAGAACGUCAGUCUUUGGUGCAAUUGUUAAUGGACGAUGCAAGUUUGAGAGUGGCUGUGCAAAAUGUAUUAACCCAAGUGCCUGAUAUUAAAAGAUUGUUGAAGAAAAUGUCAAUUGCAGUAGGCAAGACUGGCAAUGAGAAUAAGAAGUUGGAGGAUUUGGUAAGAUUGUAUCAGUUGGUGCUUGUGUUGCCAGAUUUGAUCGAAGUUUUAAAAGACCAAGGUGAAUUGGCUACCAAAUACUGGUUAGAUCCGAUCGCAAAACACUAUCAAGCAUUACUCAAAUUUCAAGAACUUGUCGAAACAACCGUUGACCUUAAGGGUUUAAAUGACCUACAUACCAAUUUCGAUAUCAGACCCGAAUUUGAUGCUUCGUUGGUGUCGAUAAAUGAAAGAAAACAGUCGGCGCUAGAGCAAAUUAAGCACUUGCAUUUGCAAGUGGCUGAUGAUUUGAAUAUGGAUCUGGAAAAGAAAUUGAAACUAGACCAACAUCAACAACACGGGUAUUGUUUAAGAUUAACCCGGAAUGAUUCGGUUGUGUUGCGUAAUAAUAGAAACUACAAUGAAUUGCAAACGGUCAAAGCUGGAGUUUAUUUCACUACUCCUCAGUUGAGAAAGUUGUCUCAAGUUUAUGCCAAUUCGUGCGACGAGUACAAUGUCAAACAACGUGAAUUGAUUAGAGAGGUACUUUCGAUUUCAUUGACUUACCAGGGAGUAUUUUCUGCAUUGAGUUUAGAUCUUGCUCAUUUGGAUGUGAUUACAAGCUUUGCCAAUGUGGCUUUACAAGCACCGACAACAUUUACCAAACCGUCAUUGAUUCCUAUGAACUCAAAAGAGAGAAAAAUAAAGCUUCAAGAUUCAAGGCAUCCUUUGCUUGAAGUACAGGAUGAUGUUGACUUUAUUCCGAAUGAUGUUCUGAUGGGUAGUAAAUUUUUCAAUAUAAUAACGGGACCGAAUAUGGGUGGUAAGUCAACUUAUUUAAAGCAGAUUGCCACUACUGGGUUAAUGGCACAAGUUGGAUCAUUUAUUCCAGCAGAGUCGGGAGCUGAAGUACCAGUGUUUGAUGCAAUUUUAUCACGGGUUGGUGCAGGAGAUUCGCAAUUGAAAGGGUUGUCUACAUUUAUGAUUGAAAUGUUGGAGACUUCAUCGAUAUUGGCUACAGCUACAUCAAACUCAUUGCUAAUAAUUGAUGAGUUGGGAAGAGGAACUUCAACCUACGAUGGGUUUGGACUUGCAUGGUCGAUUCUGGAGCACCUUAUACAAACCAAGAAGUGUUUUGCCUUAUUUGCCACCCAUUUCCACGAAUUGAAUAAACUUGCUGAAAAAUACCCCGACUCAGUGGAAAAUUUACAUGUUGUUGCUUAUGUUGAGAAUAAAGAUGAUAUUACUUUGAUGUAUAAAAUAGAACCUGGUAUUUCAUCAAAAUCAUUUGGUAUAAAUGUGGCUGAAAUGGUAAAAUUCCCCAGUAAAAUUAUCAACAUGGCCAAGAGGAAAGCUGAUGAGUUACAGAAUGAUGAUGAAAAUUUGAAAAAGGGCCGUAUUGAUGGCAAGCAAUUGAAAGUUGGAGUUGAAGAGUUGAAGUCGGUGUUGAAGAAGUGGAGGCAAGAGAAUCAACACGAUGUAUCAAAGGCAAGUGAAAGCUUGAAGGAGUUGUUGAAAACCACAUCCAAUCAGUACAUUACGGAAUUGAUACAAACUUUAUAA